Cavia porcellus (domestic guinea pig) is the source of this 8124-nucleotide messenger RNA. RefSeq names its product branched chain amino acid transaminase 1 (gene Bcat1). Gene Ontology annotation, molecular function: branched-chain-amino-acid:2-oxoglutarate transaminase activity. Gene Ontology annotation, biological process: L-leucine biosynthetic process; L-valine biosynthetic process. The record is from RefSeq and is a predicted model, not a curated record. Gene Ontology annotation, cellular component: mitochondrion. The transcript has 11 exons. The coding region runs from base 868 to 2025 and encodes 385 amino acids. NCBI's taxonomy places the organism in Eukaryota, Metazoa, Chordata, Mammalia, Rodentia, Caviidae.
GUCUGCCCGGAGCCUCGCCUCGCCUCGCCUCGCCUCGCCUCGCCUCCGGCCUUUUCCUGCCGCUCUCCUCGCCUCGGCCGCCUUCCCUCCCCAGAGGCGGCGCCCUUCUGCGUUUUUUCCCUCCGAAACCCAACGCCCGGGCUUCACCGAGCUCCCAGCCCCGGACGACGUGAGGGUCACCACGGAGGCUCGGGGAGGAGGCGGGCGCGGAUCGGAGCUGCCCGCCCCCACCUUCGCGUCCUGCCUGCCCGCCCCCCCAAACUCCCAGAUCGCAGCCUGCUGCCUGCUUGGAUUUGCUUUUUUCCCUCCGCUCCCAUCGUUAUGGAGCACAUGAGGCUUUUAUUUUUUAUUUUUUUAAAAAUCUGCUCCUUUUCCUGAUCUGCCCCGUUUCUUGGUGUGGUCAUCUUUAAAUUGCCCCCAAGACCACUGAGGUUUCUCUUAAGGUGUGAGGUCCGUGUUUGGGGUCCACAGCACCCGAGGAGCCUGCCCCGGAGAAUGAAUGGGCCACGCCCGUCCUGUCCCAUUUGCCAGCUGGCUGUUGGGCGACAGUGAUUGACAAGACCACGAGGCCGAGCGCGCCCGGAUUUCUCUAUAAAUGGCUUAAAACCCCAGUCUAGACGAUUUAGUCGGACAGAAGGGAAGACAAUUGCUUUCUUGUUCUUUGCCGGUGAACUCCAGCCCCAGGGGCUGACCAGGAAUUUAACUAAGUCUUCUUCCUCAGCUAGCAGAGGAGGAGAAAAGCAGCCAGGACCCGAGGCAGGGUAGGCAGUGGAGGGCCGCCCUUGCCUGGCACUCGUGCCUGGGUGUUGGAUUGUCUGGUCGAGCUUUUUCUGUUGGCUUGGGUACCCCGGUGGAGCACACCGUGUGAUGGACCGCACUAUGGGAUGCUCAGCUGAUUGUACAGGAGAAGGAGGAUCCCCAAAGGUGGCGAAGACAUUUGAGGCUAAAGAUUUAAUAAUCACACAGGCUACCACUUUUAAGGCUAAACCAGACCCAAGUAAUCUGGUUUUCGGAACUGUGUUUACGGAUCACAUGUUGAUGGUGGAGUGGUCCUCUGAGUUCGGAUGGGACAAGCCUCACAUCAAGCCUUUUCAGAAUCUGUCACUGCAUCCUGGGUCGUCAGUUUUGCACUAUGCUGUGGAAUUGUUUGAAGGUUUGAAGGCAUAUCGAGGACAUGAUAAUAAAAUUCGGCUGUUUCGGCCAAACCUCAACUUGGAAAGGAUGUAUCGAUCAGCCGUGAGGGCAACUUUGCCGGUAUUUGACAAGGAAGAGCUUCUACAGUGUAUCCAGCAGCUUGUGUCUUUGGAUCAAGAAUGGGUCCCCUAUUCCACUGCUGCUAGUCUAUAUAUUCGUCCCACGUUCAUCGGGACCGAGCCUUCCCUUGGAGUCAAGAAGCCCACCAAAGCGUUGCUCUUUGUCAUCCUGAGCCCAGUGGGACCGUAUUUUUCAAGUGGAUCCUUCAAGCCAGUGACCCUGUGGGCCAGCCCACAGUAUGUCAGAGCCUGGAAAGGUGGCACUGGGAACUACAAGAUGGGAGGGAAUUAUGGCUGCUCUCUGUUUGCCCAGUACCAUGCCGGGGAGAUGGGCUGUCAGCAGGUCUUGUGGCUCUACGGAGAGGAUCAUCAGAUAACUGAAGUUGGGACGAUGAAUCUUUUCCUUUACUGGAUCAAUGAAGAUGGAGAAAAAGAACUGGCAACUCCUCCACUAGAUGGCAUCAUUCUCCCAGGAGUGACGCGGCAGAGCAUCCUGGACCUGGCCCGUGAGUGGGGUGAAUUUAAGGUGUCAGAGAGGUACCUCACCAUGAGUGAUCUGACCAGCGCCCUGGAUGAAAACAGAGUAAAGGAGAUGUUUGGCUCUGGGACAGCCUGCAUUGUCUGCCCAGUUUCUGAUAUACUGUACAAGGACCAGAUGAUACACAUUCCAACCAUGGAGAAUGGGCCUGAGCUCGCAAGUCGAAUCUUGGAGAAGCUGACUAAUAUCCAAUACGGAAAAGAAGAGAGCGCCUGGACAAUCGUAGUAUCCUGAAUGAGAGCUACAGAUCAACUGUAUGCUAUUGAAAUAGGCUGCUGCCCUCGGAUUGUGAUAGAUUUUUUUUUUUUGUAUAUGUGAUAGAUUUCUUAAGCAACCUGUCAGUAGUUGUAUAUAAUGUAGUUCGUCUUAUUUGUGUGUUAUGAGGGUGGUUUCUUUUUUCUUGUGCCUGAGACUAUGAAUUUUCAUCAUCAGUUGUUUUGUAAACUUGGGUAUAGUUGCUUUCUUUACCUUAUAAUGUAAGCCAUAUAACAGAGUUUCUUCCGUCAUCUGAGUGCCUCCAUUAGAACUUCGCUCAGAUCCAAAAUGUUGAUUCUUUAGUAGAAUGUGUGCGUCCUCAAGUAAAUGAUACUUGUGUGUGUCUGGACUUGGAUAAUUUCUGUAGGUAAUGUUCUUUGUGACGCAUUGUUACUCUUAGAAACGCUCAGAAAGUGGUUUUAUUUUGUUUCGUAAGAUCUUGGAAAACUUGAUUUCUUUCUGUCACAUGUGUGUGCAGGCCCCUAAUGCAUCUGUGCACCGGUAGACCUGAGCAUGUUCACCAUUGUCUUGAUCAUGUAGUAUUGUACCUAUGUACUCAUCAGGCUACGGAAGACGGAAGGUCUUAACGCCUUAGGGAUCUUUGUAUGCCCAAUGCCUGGCACAUAGUGGGUACUCAGUAAAUAUCUAUUGAAUGAAUGAACAAACAUUUAGCUUCUAUAGAAGUGCACCUUCUAUGUUUCUAUAUUAUGAAACCUCUUUGUUAGAAUUGUGAUUGACUCCAACAGUGUGUGUCAUAUUUACCUCAUAUUAGCCUCAUUUUCCAUGAACUCCUAAGUCGUUAGAGGUGCUGAGAGCCACAGUGAGGGAAGACACUUGGAUUUAAAGCAGUGGCCCUGGAGAGAGAAAAUUCAUGAUAUCAUACCAACCAAGUAGGGAUGACACAUGUCAUUGGUGAAGUGUUAAAUCAUUUGGGGUGAGGCGUAGAAGCCAGGGAGAUAGUCUGGUUUUAUGCUUUUGUUUUUGUAGGUGCUCUUUUCUUUUGAGUGAGGAUUGAUAGAAUAUAUGGUUAUGGUGGAGAGAGAGCAAUUACAGGGAAUGUUUUUCCUCCUUUUGGAGCUGUGAGUUAAACAUUGUAUCCUUUCUUAGUUUAUCUAGGGGAAAGUGAAAUCUUGACAGAAAACAUUACCAGUGGAAGGUCAACUCAGACAUUGUAUUUUGGUUUUCCUCAGUCUUAAUGCCUUUCAUCUUGCUGAUCAUAUUUCAUUCUCUUUUCAGAGCAGGGGAGAAAACAUUCUAGAAGUUUGAUGCAUUGGAAAAUUUUCCUUUAGGCAUUUAACAACACAUAGCAAAUGGGCUUUGAUUCGUCUCCAAAACUUGUAGCUGUAGGGUCUUUUUUUAGACAGGAAUGGUAAAAUAAAAAUUAGAGAAGGCUAAGAUGAAAAGGAAUGGUAAAAAUGUCUUUUAGGGAACUUUUAAUUGGUGAUGUGAACUCUUAGGCAGGUCUUCUCUUUUAGGCUCAGAGUAUUCUUAGAGUGUUCUAACGAGAUGCUUUCACCUUUGCUAAAUCUUUUUGACCUCAUUCUUAAUAUAACAGUCUCAACAGGACUUCCAGGAAAUUUUAACUGUGAAGACAAGCGUAAUAACUAGAUUGAUUUCUAUGAGCAAGGAAAUUUACUUGUUUGCCAUAUUUAUAUUUCAUACUUUGCAUUUCUAAAUUUAGUGUACCCAUCGUGAAAGUUAGGGAACAUUAUGUUUAUAUGAUUUCUUUCAUAAAAACAUGAGAGCAUGCUAAACCCUUUGUACCACACUCAGAAAAGAUGAAAAGACAUACAUCUUAAAAACUGGACAUCUCUUAUUAUAGGGAACAUAAUAUGCUAUUCUCUGUUAAGCAAUAAGACAGGAAAUUGACCUUGAUACUGACUUGUUAAAUAGAUUUAAAAGGAGCAUCUGUACUUCUUUUUUUCUUGUGCACUAUUUAUUUAAUUGCAGUGGGGUAAAGCGGUCACAUUAUAUCACUAGGCAAGAGUGUCACAUUAUAACUAGGCAAUUAUCCAUUCCUCAAGACUUAGUUAUCGCAACAUUAAUUGAUCAUUUAAGUCAUAAGAUAGGCAAGCAUUAGGAACAUGUGAGGCUAAUCUGCUCAAAAAGAUCAACAAAUUAAUAUUGUUGCUGAUAUUUGCAUAAUUGGCUGCAAUUAUUUAAUGUUUAAUUGUGUUGAUCAAAUGAGAUUCAGCAAUUCACAUGUGAAUGACUAUAAACAGAACUGGUGGCAGUUAAAACGAUAAUGAUUAACUUAUUUUUGCAUGUUCCCUUCCUCCCACUUUUCCCAGCUUUUACAUUUUAGACUGACUUUGUCAGCUUUUCCCAAACACAGGAGUGAAAACCACAAUAUUAAAAUGAGAUAUUCAGAUGUAGACAAAACUUGAUCAUUUCCUAAAAAGAUUUUCUGUUAGAUAUAUGUUUUUGGGGCACCCGUUUGUCAAGGAUUCAACCCUGGAUGCAGCACAAGAACCAACUUCUAGCUGGAUGUGUACCAUGCUGUCUAGUACGGCGAGGCUGGAGGAGUUGAAAAAUUAGUAAUACCUGGGUGGGCCUUUGCUUUCAAAAGGAAGAGGAAAAAGAACACAGAAAGAAAGAAAUGACUGAGAAGCCUUGUUAGGGAAUCAUAGUUUUAUACCUCCUGUAUUUUUUUUUCCUCAAAAGAAAGAUAGCUUUAAGAAAUAAACAAAUAAGGCUGGGGAUUUAGCUCAGCAGCGUUAAGUGCCUGCCUUGCAAGCACGUGGUUGUGAGUUCAAUCCCUGAUACCGGUAAAAAAUAAUAAAGAAAAAAGAAAUAAACAAAUAAAGCAUACGGUGCCAUGCAACAUCAGCUCCCCUAGAGACACCAACAUUCUGUGUUAACUCCUCCUAGGUUAAAGUUCUUCACCCUAAAGCUGAACCUAAACACGCAAUCUUACUUGCGUAAGAUUAUCUGAGUGGUAUUGGGCAUGUGAAGGCCAUCUUAGUCUGUAUGACUGUAAAGGUUUUAUUAACCUGAAGUUUUAAAUCCGCUUUAGGGGAAUUCUGCUGUGAAAACAACUGCUAAAAUGAGAGAUUUCUUAACCUGCCCCAUUCAUGCUCUGGCAUGGUGUUCUGCUUCUUUUCAAAAUUAUGUGUUUGGUUUACUCUAAGAUUGAGAAAAAUGUCUUUGACAGCAUUUGUUCACUUUCGGUGAAUGAUACUAGACUAGUAAAUAUUCAUCAGGUGCGCCAAGGCCAAGGGCUUAAUGAGGGCUCAGGGAACCCUUUCAUGUCCUGGUUCUAAAUGUGAUUAGAGAACCCCUACUUGCAAUUUCUGCAUCAUCCAUGAGUUUUUCAAGAGCUCAAGAAUUCUUUUAAAGCGUAUGGCUCUCAUCUAAAUACAAUUAGAGAACCCUUCCUUGUAAUGUAGAUUUCCUGUUCUGCGUGUAUGCAAAAACUUGUUACAAAAAAGGGUAAUGUUGAUGAGUAAUUUCAGUGGACACUUUAUAUCAUUGUCUCUUUGUUUUCUACAAACAGAAUUCAUUUAGCUAUUUAUGAUCCAGAUACCCCUUCCCAAAACAAGGCAGAGGGUAGUGAGUGUGCAUUCUGGAUAAAGAUCAGGGAGAUUAUUAUUUAUUUGCCAAAUAUUGAUCGAGCACCCACAAAAGUGCAUCUUCUACAAAUAGCAAUAGUUUAGAAAGUUAGUUUUAGAAAAUAAAUAAUACAUAAACAUUACCUCAUGAAGUGUGUACUCUAUUACUUGAACGAACUUUAGAUAUAAAAGCAGUAUUUGUGAAGCAUUCAAUGAAGAUAACAGUGGAAGGCCAGAGCACUUCUCUUAUAUUAAGGAAUCACAGUGAAGGUUUCAUCUCACUUUUUUAAGAACAAUAUUCCUGUGUGCAUCUCUGGUGCAAAACUACUCAGUAAGGUUAGUAUUUAAGGUUAUUAAUCCAUGGCGAGUGGUCUGAAUUACCUCCUUCUGGUUUGUGUCUUCCUAUCAACCUAGAAUCAUGGUUGUCCGCAUCCUUUUGGAGUAAUGUUAUGGUACCUCUUGCAGAAUACCAUAGAUUUCAGCAUACUUCCUGAUCUUUUUAAAUUCAAACCCAGAUAAUAUUGAAAUGAAGACAGUGACCUGGAGUAAAUUUUUCUAGGAAAUGUUGAUUAUGAAUCAAGCUGUUUAAACUGAUAGCUUGAAGGUGAUUGAUGCAGCUGCUCAGAAAAGAACUUUUAUGUGACCUUGAUUUUUCAGUUUCAAGUUUUUAAUAAGAAAGGCCAUUUAAAUAUCGGAAAGAAAUCAUCUUCAACAUUUCCACAAAUCCCCCUUACCAUGCAAAGAUAGAAAUGGUGAUUUAUUUUUCAUCAUUAGCACAUAGUACAGAAUUAAAAGACUUCCCAUGUUUCCUCUGGAGAGACUGAUCAUGAAAUAUAUCAGUCAGGUAGCAUCUGUGAGUGAAUAAUUUGCUGGAGUCAAACAGAUGUAAACAUAUUUUCCAGUAGAUGAAAUUUCAGUCUUAGCAAUUAAAAUGCUAAUUUAAAACACAGAGUCAAGAAAUUUGGAAAUUUUGAGUUUUCCAUCUAGAAGUAUAUUUUUCAUACCAUGAUAAUCCCAACUAACUAGAUUUAAAAUCUAGGUUGCCUAAGGUAAUCCACUAUUGGAAUAGCAAGAAUUAAUGUAAACUGGGAAUAAAUUAUACGUUUGCUAACAGAUUUCUCUGCCAUACAGUAUCACAAUGGUUAGGUUCCUUUUUGUGCAUUGUUAGAGUAUGGAAAAAAAAUGAGUGAGAGAAGUUAUCAGAGAAAGAACAAGGUAGCCAAGAGAAAGAAUGAUGGGGAAGAAAAUCAGACUCACUUCUGUGUUGUUCAAAAGAGCUUUUCCAUAUUUUGCCAGGCACUAGGAUUUUCAGUCUUUAGUAUGUGUCAAAUGCAGACAGUGCAAUUAGGAAGUAACUGACACUAAUGGCUGGUCCAUCAGAUAUUAGCACUAAGUGACAGUCUUGAGUUUAUAAUCCAACAGUCAUGUUAGGGAGAUGUCACUGUAGACGGCUACCAAUUUGGAUAAGAUUUUAUAAUUGCAGUCUAUGAGAUUUAUUGUAUCAUUUCUUUAAGCAUUUUGUUCUCAUGUUCAUGAGACAUCUUGAAGCCAAAUAAGCGACAAGGAAUAGAUUUUGACUGGUUUUUUGCUCAGAAAUACUGUUUGUCACUCCACCCCAAUCCCGCCCUUUCCCUUGAUGAAAGUCAGCAGAUUUGGAAAUUGAUUGAAUAUUAUUUAGCUUUUACCUGAAACGUGUUGCAACAUGCUGCGAUUUUGGUCUCAGACUGAGUUCACAUGGUCAUUGAAAUCAUUCUCAGGGUUAAGAAACACAAAUAGUCUUCUCAAUUUCUGCAUCCCCCAUGAGUUUUUCAAGAGCAUAAGAAUUCUUUUAAAGAUUAUGGCUCUAAACACAUUUGAAUCACAUCUUUAAAAUAAAUCAGCUAACUGUUGGCAUCUGGAAUUUCUGCAGGUGUUUCCCUGGCGAUCAGAACACUGAAUGACCCAUAGUAUACAAGUUAGCUACUACACAGAGCUGAAGCCUGACACUCAGUUUUAAAGAAUUUGUGCCUAUUUGUUAUGGUGCCUGAGAGGCAAUAAGUAGUUUGAGAGUGUUUUAAAGUUGGAGCUUACUGGUAGGAGUAGGAGCUGAGUUUAACAGUGGACUGUGUAGCAUCUCUGGUCACCAUAUUCCUGUAGUUGUGUGGUGAUUGUUGAAAUUCUCCUUAAGAAAAUGUAGGUAGAAGGAAAUAAACACAUUGUAAAGGAGGUUUGGCUUUCAUGAAGACUUGUUUAAAGGUUAUGCUGAAAGGAUUUAAGCUGGCUACUGUGUAAUAAUGGGAAUACAGAAAAUACAGUGGGAAAAGGAAACUACCUCAUUCUGUGACGGUUUUGUAGAAGCACAAUUAAACAUUCUAAAAGGGCUUUGUUGCCCAAGAGCCAUCUGGUGUGAAAGAACUAUAUUUGUUUGUCUAAAGGACCUGGAGUAAUUGUAUUUUGCUGGCAACAGACCCAUUCUUUAUUGUUUGCAGGUUCCUCAUCAAAUCUGUAAUUAUGCAGUUUCUGUCAUCAAUAAAACAACUUUAAAGAA